Molecule: messenger RNA, 786 nt
Organism: Symphalangus syndactylus (siamang)
Lineage: Eukaryota; Metazoa; Chordata; Mammalia; Primates; Hylobatidae
Gene: CEACAM7
Product: CEA cell adhesion molecule 7
Biological process (GO): regulation of immune system process; signal transduction
Cellular component (GO): cell surface; plasma membrane
Molecular function (GO): protein tyrosine kinase binding
Source: RefSeq, a predicted model, not a curated record
AUGGGGUCCCUUUCAGACUGUCCACACAGAGUGUGCAUCCCCUGGAAGGGGCUCCUGCUCACAGCCUCACUUUUAACCUUCUGGAACCUGCCAACCAGUGCCCAGACCACUGUUGAAGUCAUGCCAUUCAAUGUUGCAGAAGGGAAGGAGGUCCUUCUACUAGUCCAUAAUGCGUCCCAGGAUCUUUAUGGCUACAACUGGUACAAAGGGGAAAGGGUGCACGCCAACUAUCGAAUUAUAGGAUAUGUAAUAAACGAUCAAGAAAAUGCCUCAAGGCCCGCACAGAAUGGUCGAGAGACAAUAUACCCCAAUGGAUCCCUGCUGAUCCAGAACGUCACCCACAAUGACGCAGGAAUCUAUACCCUACACGUUAUAAAGAAAGAUCUUGUGAAUGAAGAAGUAACCAGCCAAUUCUACGUAUUCUCGGUGCCACCCAAGCCCUCCAUCACCAGCAACAACUUCAAUCCGGUGGAGAACAAGGAUAUUGUGGCUUUAACCUGUCAACCUGAGACUCAGAACACAACCUACCUGUGGUGGGUAAACAAUCAGAGCCUCCUGGUUAGUCCCAGGCUGCUGCUUUCCACUGACAACAGGACCGUCGUUCUACUCAGUGUCACAAAGAAUGACAUGGGAUCCUAUGAAUGUGAAAUACAGAACCCAGUGGGUGCCAGCCGCAGUGACCCAGUCACCCUGAAUGUCCGCUUACAAGCAAGUUCUCCUGACCUCUCAGCUGGGACCGCUGUCAGCAUCAUAAUUGGAGUACUGGCUGGGAUGGCUCUGAUAUAG